Penaeus monodon (black tiger shrimp) is the source of this 615-nucleotide messenger RNA. RefSeq names its product CRISP/Allergen/PR-1-like. Lineage: Eukaryota; Metazoa; Arthropoda; Malacostraca; Decapoda; Penaeidae. The coding region runs from base 19 to 498 and encodes 159 amino acids. The transcript has 5 exons. The record is from RefSeq and is a predicted model, not a curated record. Gene Ontology annotation, cellular component: extracellular region.
CAGCCGCAGGCAGCCAACAUGAGGCUGAUGGAGUGGGACGACGAGCUGGCUUUGAUUGCUCAGGGUCAUGCCGACCAAUGCAUCUUCGAGCACGAGUGUUCGGACUGCCGUCGCGUCUCGAGGUUCGGUGUUGGGCAGAACCUUUUCAUCAGCUUCCAGAGCAACUUCGAUACACGCAUCCAGUGGGGGCGAGCCAUCAAGGCCUGGUAUGAUGAGGUCGCGGAGUUCAGCCCGUCAGCAAUUCAGCCUUUCCAAUUCUCGACUCCCGUGGGCCACUACACCCAGAUGUUGUGGUGGAGCUCCUACCGGGUAGGAUGCGGCUACACUAUGUUCCAGGAGGACGGCUGGUGGAAGAAGCUCUACACCUGCAACUACGGUCCAGGAGGAAACAUCAUUCUGAGCCAGAUGUACCGUCGGGGGUCGCCGUGCUCCGCCUGCCCCGCCGGCACCUCCUGCUCCUUGCAGUACCCAGGACUCUGUGGAAUUACCCCCUUCUAAUAAGCAAAUCUGUAGAUAGCACUAAGGACUAACUGUAAUAAUAACGUAGUAAUCAUAGCUGUGUACGCUACCCCGGUGUUUGGCGGUGUGGCGUACAAGGAACGUCUGAUUCAAUAU